Molecule: messenger RNA, 1899 nt
Organism: Pseudocercospora fijiensis CIRAD86
Lineage: Eukaryota; Fungi; Ascomycota; Dothideomycetes; Mycosphaerellales; Mycosphaerellaceae
Exons: 15
Coding region: 1-1899 (632 amino acids)
Source: RefSeq, a predicted model, not a curated record
AUGCUGACACUCACUAAUACCUACCUCCACAUAUUGCCUCUUACACUCUCACAGCAUGCUGCUUUGGAACAUCCUUGCCUGGAAUAUAAAGUUGCUUUACUACCUGAGGAGAAAUUACGAUCGUCGAGGAAAGUGACCGAAAUACUAAUACUGAUUCAGGGACCGUGGUUCUUGUCUCAUACCGGAAGGCAUAGCCCUUUUGAAGCCUUUACAACUGCUCACUCCAACUCCUCGAGCUCUUUGCUACCGCAAGUAUAUCAAGAGAUGCCGAUCAAGCCUAUCGCUCUCGUCCGGCCACAAAUCAACCGUAUCUUCGGCGAUUUGAUAAAGCAUCAUCCUAUCUUCCAGCCUCUACUCGAAUGCCCCGUGCUCAUAAUCUGCAGUUUUCACAAGCAAGCUUCUGUUCGGGGGUUUGUCUCUCUUUAUGAAUGGAAUGCGGACGCUAUAUUAGGAGUUGAAAGUCCGUAUCCGGCCUCACUGACCAGCAGAUUGUACGGAAUCGCUGAGUGCACAAGGCCAGGUCAGCUUGAAAUCCGUGGGUAUGAUAGAAAGAGGCUGAAACUAAACUUAGCUCCUCUCGUCAUGUCUCGCUGUAUUCGAGUUCGCGUGCAGAGAACUGACGUCUUGGACGAAGGAGAAGGGAUGACGGAUAACAGCACGCAGUCGAGACUCCACAAUGCGUUGGCCGCCAGCAUCCACCAAAUUUCUACGUACCUGCUACCUCAGUCUCCACCCUCUUCACGCAGAUCCGAGUUUCGGUACACGCUGCUUUGCGGCUUCAACGCUAGCUGCACGCCAAGCCCAUACUUCACCUUUCUACAACGGCCAGCCAUUACAAGCGAGGUGAGCUUGACGGUAGGUCUGUACGGAUUUUCAACUUCUCAGCAUCAUGUAUCCGUUCGACAGCAUCAUCAACAUCAUCACGCAAGGAGAAAUUCGAAGAUGGAUGACAACGAACCACAAGCAUACCACCUCCCUGUCCCAUCCUCUGGCACGCUGGCCGUGCUAAGACAUUACCACUUGGACGUCGUCGACGCCGCAAUCUCCGCCUUUGAGCAGCUCAGCUCAGCGAACGAGGGCAAAGCAGCCAAGUUGAAAGACUGGCUCGCUCGUUUUGCCUCGCUCGUUGAGAGGGACAAGCACCGCACCGUGAGAGAAACCUUCUUGACCACCUACCUCCUUCGACACUUUACUAACUCACCGUGCGUCCAGAUUCCCAGCGACGAUACCACACUUUGCCUGAAAAAUGGCAUAAAACUCCUCAGCGAAACUUUCUUCCUCGCCGCGAUAGCUGACGUUCCGAUCACCUGGAACAACGACAUCGACGCUCGAGGCGAGACCAGCUACUACGGCAACGAGAUCGAAGUCGAGAUCAGAUUCCUACGACAGCAGGCCGAGAAGCCUCUGCACAUCCGUCUCGUGGAAACUCUGGUGCACGAGUGCGUGCAUGUGCUUCUCGGAAAAUUCACAUGCAAUGCCAGAUUCUGUGAAGAGGAUGAUUGCAUCGCAUCUAAACGCUUCGAAGUUGGGGUAUAUGGCUCUGAGCAUGGACUCGCGUUCCAGAAACUCGUGAAGAAGAUUGAGGGGGAGAGUGAGAGGUUUUUGGGGGUAAGAUUGGACUUGCAUAGGGAGUUUGCUGCGCGGGGAGAGGAUGUGUUUCUCACACCAUCGAUGAUUGGAAGGUUUUUCGACGGCGUUGAUCCGCGGACAGGUGCUCGACGAGUGAAGUACCGCAUACCUGACUCAACCUCCCGAAAUCUCCUUCUUUUCUUCUUCUUCUCAAUUGUACUUUCUCUGCCCUCGAAUCGAAAGGCGGUGAUUCAAGUGACAGAUCUCCACAACAUCAACAACCUCCACGACAAUUCGGUAGGCAGCGGCAUGGAAGUAAUCCCACGGUAA